AUGAGUUCUCCAUCGUCGCUCAAGCUGCUGGCAAUAAAAAGUCUGCUGAAAGAUGAAGCCUUGUCUCUCUCUGCUCUGAAGACUUUGCCCAUGGAACUCUUCCCGCCAGUAUUUAAAGUCGCCUUCGAUGGCAAACAAACAAACAUCCUGAGGGCCAUGGUGGCAGCCUGGCCCUUCAGAUGCCUUCCUGUGGGAGCCCUGAUGAAGACUUCUGACCUGGAGAUUUUGAAGGCUGUGCUGGAUGGCCUUGACCUGCUCAUUAAACAGAAGGCUCAACCUAGGGCUUGCAAACUAGAAGUGCUUGACCUUCGGGAUUUCCAACACAACUUCUGGAAGGUGUGGGCUGGAACAGAGGAUGUUGAGUGCUCUCCAGAUGUCAUUAGUGAGAGGCAAUCAGCGGUGUGUCAUACCAUAAGACGGGGAAAACAGGUUGUGACUGUGAUGAUGAACCUUUCCCUCAAGUCCAGGGAUCUCUGUAAAUCCCUAAAAUAUUUCCACUGGUGGGCCAAGCAGAGGAAAGAUGUGGUGCAGGUGAUCUGUGAAAAGGUGGAGUUUGGGGCCCUCCCUGCCUAUAAGCCACUAAAGCUGCUGGAGGUAUUUGAGCAAAGCUCUAUACAGGAGUUGGAAGUGAAUGCACGCUGGGACCUGAGAACCCUUGCGAUGUUUGCCGCUGGCCUGGGUCAGAUGAGAAAUCUUCAGAAACUCCUUAUCAAUGAAAUCUUCACACCUUUGGAGUGGUUUAGGGACCAAGAGAGGAAAGAAUGGUGUUUUACAGAGAUCAUUUCCCAGUUCUCCCAACUCAACAAGCUCAAGAAUCUCUAUUUGAAUGGUGUCUUCUUCCUCCAUGGUAGACUGGACCGAGUGCUCAGGAACUUGGAGAGUCCUUUAGAGAUCCUUGCAAUCACUCGCUGCAUGCUAUCAGAAGCAGAUAUGAUGCAUCUUUCCCAGUGUCUAAGCGUUCAUCAACUCACACAUCUGGACCUGAGUGGUGUCAGCUUUUUAAAUUUAAGUCAUGCUCUUCUAGGAAGACUGCUAGAGAGAUUGACAGGUACACUACGGACAUUAAAAUUGAAGGGAUGUAAGCUCAUGGAUUUCCAAAUCGGUGUUCUUCUCCCUGCCCUGAGCCAGUGUUCCCAGCUGGUUGAGGUGAAUUUUGUGAAGAACUUCCUGUCUGUGUCCAGUCUUCAGAAGCUGCUGCAGCACACUGCUAACCUUAAAAAACUGACCCUAGAGAUGUACCCUGCCCCUGAUGAAGUCUAUGAUGACAUUGGUGAUGUCCUGCCAGACAGAUUUGCCCAACACUGUUUUGAGCUCUUGGAAACAAUCAGAGGUAUAAGAGAGCCGAGAGAGAUCUAUUUUGUGAGUAAGAGAUGUCUUGAUUGCCAGGGUUUCUGUGUGUAUGACAAGGAGGCCUCACUAUGUUCAUGUUGGGAAUAAAGGAUGAGAUAUCACUGCUGGACUCUGAGAAAUGAAAGCCAGGACUCAAGUGACUCAUCAGAGACACAGAGGAUGUCUAUUCAAGGGGUUUCAGAUUUAUAUGAAAACAAUAUAGUUUCAUUGAUUCAGACAAGAUAGAAAAGCACUGAGCUCGAGAAUCAGUGGCUCCUUAACUGCUGAGGGCCAACAGUGAAGUCCCAGCCUCGGACAGGAAAACGGAUUUGAAAAUGGAAGGGAUUGCAUCCCAGUGUAAUCAGGGAAUGAGAGACCAUAGACACAGGGAAGAGUAGAAAGACAGGAGAGUACAAAGAGCACAAUGGACUGGAUGAGUUUUGCUCCAUGUCUCUGUUUUUGUUUGGUCUCCAUCUUUUUCUUGUCCACCUUACAUAAAAAUUUGUAAUGUAUGCAUGUAUGUGUCUUUUAUGAAAAAUAACCUUCUCAGGGGAAUGAACUGGUUUUGAACAUACAGUACUGUCACUAUUCAGCCUGAUCUCUCUUCCUCUGGUUUCAAGAGGGAUGUAAGCUGGAUGUCAUUUCCUCCACAGUCAUUAGCAUUACAGUU
Mesocricetus auratus (golden hamster) is the source of this 1999-nucleotide messenger RNA. Its product is annotated as PRAME family member 12-like. The record is from RefSeq and is a predicted model, not a curated record. Gene Ontology annotation, cellular component: cytoplasm. Gene Ontology annotation, biological process: negative regulation of cell differentiation; negative regulation of DNA-templated transcription; negative regulation of apoptotic process. Lineage: Eukaryota; Metazoa; Chordata; Mammalia; Rodentia; Cricetidae. Bases 1 to 1437 code for a protein of 478 amino acids. The transcript has 3 exons.